AUGGCCUUUGCUGUUGGCCAGAUAUUUGAGUUCUUUGACUGGGAGGGAGGAUGGGUGAGCAAAUGUGGCAUCUCCCACAUUCCAAUCUACCUUUGGUUUUUUUUAUCUUCCAGAUUGGCUUGGGCAAAAGCAUCCAAAGACCCUAGGAUUGCAGAAGGUCAACAGUCUCCACUGGAGAAGAGGCUCCUGAGUCUUGGUGGUGUGCACACUACAGCAGCGAGACACUUGGUGACCCGGAAAUGCCGAGAGGAGAGCAGAGCGCUCUGCAGGGAGCAAGCGCGUUCUCUUGACUACUGGCUGGCAAAAGCCGAGUCUUACUAUAAUAAAAGAAUAUUGGAGAUGAUGAAAAAAGAAGACACCGGCGGGGAAACAAAGACUAAAGUGGAAGAGGAAACACCACCAAGCACAGAGGGACAAAAACUACAUUAUUUUGUGCCCGAGAGAGAGAAGAAACAGAUAGAAAGGCACAUUCUCAGAACAGGCCAGGCCAGAGAAUUUAAGAACAAAGCCUGGAGGCAGACCCGACUCCUCAGUGAAACCAUACUCCCCAAGAUUGUGCCAGAAAAGCAGAUCAUCCCGAAAGCACAGAGAAGAAGGCAGGUGAACGAGAGAGAGCUGCACCAAAUUAAAGAUCAUCAAGAACGCAUGAUUCGAGGGCGGGAACUUCUCGAGCAAAGACUAAAAGAAAGAAUCUUGAGAAAAAGCCAGAGCCAGAUUCCACUACCUGAGAGGCGCGGUCAAGGGAAGAAAGAGAUAAAGGAGUUUGAAAGGGUUGUUGCUUACCCACUUUUCCAGCCGUCCAGUACAAGUCGGAUUAAAGUGGAUAUUCUUAUGGAAAAAUCUCAGGACGAAGAGGAAGUGAGCACAAUUAUAAAACCGUAUGGAAGGAGAUUCUUGGCUGUGCCACCUUUUUUGAGAACUCAAAUAGGAAAAUUAAAGGAUCAGUAAAAUUUCAGAGUGUUGGUGAUGAAACUGUUUCUUUUUUGCUUUUUUUUCCAGACAGGGUUUCUCUGGCUGUCCUAGAACUCACUCUGUAGAUCCUACUGACUUUGAACUCAAGAGAUCUGCCUGCCUCUGCCUCCCAAGUGCUGGGAUUAAGGUGUGUGCCACCAUUGCUGGGCUGAAACCUUGAUUCUUUUAUGAACCUGUUUUUUUGUAUUCUGGUUGUCUGCAUAAGUUGAUGAAUGGUGGUAUUUCUAUUACAUACAUACAUAGUGAUCAGACAGUCUGGGCUUGAAAG
Molecule: messenger RNA, 1240 nt
Organism: Chionomys nivalis (European snow vole)
Lineage: Eukaryota; Metazoa; Chordata; Mammalia; Rodentia; Cricetidae
Exons: 2
Coding region: 1-948 (315 amino acids)
Source: RefSeq, a predicted model, not a curated record